CUUCCAAACCCUCAUCUCAAUCAUGCUCCACUCCGCUUAUGGUCCAGCUGCUCUAUGAACCCGGGAACACAUCAUGAGUGAUCUAAACGCCGGCCCCCCUCUUGUGCCAGGGACUGGUUGGAACAGACUGGACAUCGCGACCGUUCAGUCGGCGAUCCGGACCUUGCGGAUGUCACGCGAUCAGAUCGCGGAGCUUCAGGGGUACAUCAAGAGGCUACUUGACGAAGAGAAGGACGUUGAGCGGAGGCGCCCACUGGAGCUGGUAAUUAUACGCAGGUAUCAACACGAGUGGGAACUCUGGGGAAACGAGGCUUUGGACAAGACGCGGGCGGCCAUCCGAGUGUGCGUCACGGCAUUACGCUUGGGAAUUUUCCUAACACAGGCUCUAAGGGCCCCAUUAUCAUCCGAUGGUAGCGCAUCAACCCCACAGACCAGGGGGAGCUCCCGAGCCAUAUCUCGAGCCGGUAAGGACAGCCCUGAUCCUCCUUCGGCUGGCUCUGCUGUCACUACGAGAUCUCUCGUCGGAGGCUCUGGAUCCAACACGAACAAGCCCCUUCCGUCGACACCCUCCACCGCACGCGAUGCACAGACACAGACUGAAGACCUCGGCGACCAAGCGAACUUCCAGGGUACAUGCAUUAGGCAUUCGCGUGGCUUCUACCACGAGGUCCUUGAAAUCAAGGAAAUACCGAGAGGCAACCCCAAGGUCGUCCUGAAUGAGAACUGCCGCUUCCCGGGCAUCAUCCCCGUGCUCGAGUCCGCCGAGGACGACAACACGACGGACAGCUCAAUGCUGGGUCAAGCCAGGACUUCAGCUCCUCCACCCCAGUCUCGUCGUCUGCCCAGGAAUAAGGAGCCUUGCUUGCCUCCUCGACCCACCGUCUCCCAUCAGCGAAGACCUACUCUCACCGCAUGCAAACCCAGCUCAUUCCCACCCGCCGCUGUCGACCUUCCCCGCCAUCCCGUGCUUAGACGUGCACUGAGCCGCCUCCCCCCUAUGCCCACUCAAAGCAAGCAUUCCAAGGCAAACCAAACCCGCACGCGCCCGACCACCAACCCCAGCGACAACCUCAACACCACUUUCACGCUCAAUAGAAGCAGAGCCACGAGGAAACGAAGCACGAGCACCCCGAGUACUCCCGUCCCUUCUCCCCUCCGCAACUCAAUGAGCUCCUCUACAAGCCCCAGCCCCAGGCCCCGGCCCGGUUCCAGCCCUUUACAAACUCCUUCUCACGUCCACACCCCCCCAAACAUGGCCGGCACAUCCCCUCCAACUCCAUACACCUCCGCAUUCCCACCUACAGCUUCAUCAGACGCACCACCCCACUCUCAAGUCCCCUCGCCACCUCAACCAAACUACAUCCUCCCGGCCGCCGGUAUCUCCAGUCCAACGGAGGCCGCUUUAGAUAUCAGAUUCGAUUGCCAGGCUCAGACGCAGCUACGCUCACCGAGGUCAAUGAAGUACAUGACAGCAUCACGACGGGCAUGAUGAGGCUGGCUCAAGAGAGACGAAGUAUACUUUGGCUGGGCGAGUCUUCGGGACGGGAAUCAAUCAGUGAAACUAUCGAGUGUCUCGCGGGAUCCGUUCCAGGGGAAGAUGAUUACGGGGUUGAUGACGAGAUUGCGAGCGUCCGCUGGUCGGGUGAGGGUCCAAAAGUCGAGGUGUGAGCCUUUGUAGCGAGGCAACCUCCUAUGUAGGGGCUACGGGAUGCGGUGCUCGCGUCCUGAUUCUGGGUGAAGUAUCGUUAGGAAUGCUUAACAAAUUCCCGAUUCUUACUG
Molecule: messenger RNA, 1779 nt
Organism: Parathielavia appendiculata
Lineage: Eukaryota; Fungi; Ascomycota; Sordariomycetes; Sordariales; Chaetomiaceae
Exons: 1
Coding region: 74-1489 (471 amino acids)
Source: RefSeq, a predicted model, not a curated record